Molecule: messenger RNA, 2150 nt
Organism: Cannabis sativa
Lineage: Eukaryota; Viridiplantae; Streptophyta; Magnoliopsida; Rosales; Cannabaceae
Product: putative disease resistance protein RGA3
Exons: 4
Coding region: 1-1563 (520 amino acids)
Biological process (GO): defense response to other organism; mRNA processing
Molecular function (GO): RNA nuclease activity; ADP binding
Source: RefSeq, a predicted model, not a curated record
AUGGUGAAUGAAAAUAUUUUGAUCAAUUUUCCCGAAGCCCUAGAUCUUAUUUCUCGCUUGUUGAGCGUCAAUCCUCUAGACAGACCAACAGCUGUAGAUGUGUUAAACCAUCCGUUCAUGUGGAAAUCAGAGAAGAAAAAAGACUUAAUAUGUGAUGCUGGUGAUCUAGAAAAGAAUCACCCUUUACUCUCGCAAGCACUUGAAAGUAUUUCUGUUGAAGAAAUAAUCGCAACUGAUCAUCAGAAACUUAUCGAUUCUACCACUACUUGGGAUCAAUUUAUUGACGAGGCUAUAAUUAGUCAUAUGACUCAUUUUAGUCAAUAUGACUUUACAAGUGUGCGAUCGCUCAUACGUUUCAUCAGAAAUUUGUGCAUUCAUUACAAACAACGUCCUAAAUAUAUUAAGAUUCUUCAUCCUGAACUUAGGCUUGCUUCUAAAGAUGUCCUUGAAUUCUUUCGAGGAAAUAAGGAAGCAAAUCUCAAAAAGUUGAAGAAAAUGUUGCAGUCUGCUAAUGUUCUACUCAAUGAUGCCGAGCAGAAACAACUUGGAGAUGACAAUGUGAAGAAGUGGCUUGAAGAUCUUAAAGAAGUAGUUUAUGAAGCUGAUCAUGUGAUGGACAAGAUCAACACUGAAGCCUUGCGAAUCAAGAUGGAGAAAGGUGAACUCGAAAGCACAACAAGUAAGUCCUUGAGCUUUUUCAAAAAGUUUUAUAAUCCAUUUAAAAAAGCUUUGACAUGUGAAGUAGAGAAGAUUCUUGAUACAUUAGAUGAUCUUUUAGCUCACACAAAAUACCUUGAUUUGAAAAAAAGGAUUCUAAUUAAGGUCUAUGGAAGGGAGAGUGAUAGAAAGGCUAUUGUUAAGCUAGUCUUGUCUCAUGAUGUUGGUGACCAUAACAUCUCUGUUAUUUCUAUAGUAGGGAUGGGUGGUAUAGGCAAAACUACGCUUGUCCAAAGCGUGUAUGCAGAUGCCAGUGUCAAACAACACUUUGACUUGAAAGCAUGGGUAACUAUCUCCGUCGAUUUUGAUGUUUUAAAAAUAAGCAAACUUAUUUUGGAGGCAAUCACUAAACGAAGAUGUGAUGCAGAAGAGGUACAUCAACUUCAAAAUGAAUUGAAAAGUGCAUUGUUUGGGAAAAAGUUUUUUUUUGUUCUUGAUGAUGUAUGGAAUGAGAAUUAUUUGUUGUGGGACUCUUUGAAAAGUUGUUUUCAAUUUGGCGAGCAAGGAAGUAAAAUUAUUGUGACCAUGCGGAGCAAGGAUAUUGCAUUGAUGAUGAAGACAAAUGUUCAACCUUACGAUCUUCAAGUAAUGUCUGACGAUAAUUGUUGGAAGUUGUUUGCAGAACACGUCUUCGAUGAUAUAGACUCCAAUGAGGUACAUCUAGAAUUGGAGGAAUUUGGAAAGCAAAUUGUUGAAAAGUGCAAGGGUCUUCCUUUAGCUGUAAAAUCGAUGGCUGGACUUUUGAAAUGUACGUCAAAUCAUGAAGAAUGGAGGCAUGUAUUGCAAAGUGAUAUCUGGGAGUUGCCAAAUCGCCUUAACAUUAGAAUUGUUCCGGCUUUAUGGUAGAGCUACCACUUCUUACCUCCUUAUUUGAAACCAUGUUUUUCUCAUCUUUCAAUCUUUCCCAAAGAUUAUGAAUUUCAAAAAGAUGACAAAGAUAAAAUAAUCUUAAUUUGGAUGGCAGAAGGUCUUUUGCAACCUCAGAAAGGGAAAAGAAUUGAAGAUGUUGGGGAAGAGUAUUGGAAUGCUUUAAUAUCAAAAUCGUUUUUUCAAAGAAACAAUACAUGGAAUCUUAAUAUUUCUAUGCAUGAUCUUAUGCAUGAUUUAGCUAUGCAUAUAUCAGGUCAAAGUUGCUUUAUUUAUGAUAGUUGUAACGACUCUGGCAAGCUAAUAACCAAUAGCAAGAUUCGCCAUCUAUCAUACAUGAAGGACUUGAAAGAUACAAUAGAAUUUGACAACUUCUCUAGAGUGAAGCAUUUGCGUACCCUGUUGGCUUUGCCAUUACGACAUAUAUGGAGAUCACUUGAGACCCAAUUUAAGCUUGAAAUGGUGUUAAAGGAUGGAGGAUGCUUAAAAACUCUUUCUUUGUCACAAUCGCAUAUCACAAACUUGCCUGAUUCAAUUGGCAAUUUAAAACAACUCAGGUAUUUGGA